Drosophila ananassae is the source of this 2012-nucleotide messenger RNA. Its product is annotated as fibrous sheath CABYR-binding protein. The record is from RefSeq and is a predicted model, not a curated record. The transcript has 3 exons. Lineage: Eukaryota; Metazoa; Arthropoda; Insecta; Diptera; Drosophilidae. Gene Ontology annotation, molecular function: calcium ion binding. Gene Ontology annotation, biological process: negative regulation of protein sumoylation. The coding region runs from base 322 to 1266 and encodes 314 amino acids.
UCUGCCGAGUAGCUUCACUUCACUUUCUCAUCUUCUGGAAGUAAGACCUCUAUAUAUUUGCUAAAAAAAAAAGCGGAAGUUUUCUGAAACCAGUUUUCUGAAAAUAAUAUAUUUUGUAAUUAUUCGAGUGAGCGGCUAAGCCAUAAAAUAUAAAAUCAGUGCGGUUUAGUUUCGUUCUUCAAUCAACAUUUCUUCAAUCAAGAUUUCUUCAAUCAACAUUUCUUCAAUCAACAUUUCUUCAAUCAAUUCAAUUGCGGUCUAGAUAGUGCCCUGCUGCAUACCUGCUUUGCCCUUCCAUUGCUGCCAGUGACUAGGAGCAGGAUGUCUUCGAUUGCAACCAGGGCUUUGGACUUCGUGUUCGGACAGACCGUUCAUACUGGCGAACCGGAAGGCGAAUUCCAUGGAUUCGUCGGAUUCUUCAACUGGAUCGCCCUGAAGGCCCACAUCGUCCGCGACUUCUUUUCCAUCCAGAAGGAAGCCACAGUGAAUGAGAGAGCAGCUGUAUUCGCAGUCAGUGCACUUUCUACUGCGAUUGCUUUGCUCUUCGUGUUCCUCACACACACACACAUGAACACUGGGAACACGAGAGUCAAGAAAUCACAAACAGACAAACACACACACACCUACACUCGCACCUACACAGAGUCGAAGGACUCCAAGGACGCGCCGAAGGAGGACGCGCCGAAGGAGGACGCCCCGCAGGAGGACGCCCCGAAGGAGGACGCCCCGAAGGAGGACGCCCCGCAGGAGGACGCCCCGAAGGUGGACGCCCCGAAGGAGGACGCCCCGCAGGAGGACGCCCCGCAGGAGGACGCCCCGAAGGAGGACGCCCCGAAGGUGGACCCCCCGAUGGAGGCCGAGGAGCCAGAGGAGGUCGGAUUGAACGAGGAGCGCAAGGCCGCGUCGGAGCACGAGGAUGCGAAUGAGCCCUCGGCGAGCCCUCGCCGACCCCCCACUCCUCCUCCUCGUCCUUUCAAAAGUCGUCAACGGCUGGACAGAGAAGAGAAGGCCAAAGUGCUCGCCGAUCUUUUGCUGCCGGAGAACGAUGACGACGACGAGGAGAUGACCGCCGCGCUGGUGGGCGCUGCCGACAAGGAGACCUCCAGCACUCUGAGCCGGCUCUACCGCCUGGGCCGCUUGAAGAUUGAGGGGAUGCUUCCUCCGCUGAUCCUAGAGUCCGUUUUCCGAGCAAACCAGACCACCCAGACUCGGCCAGUCACAGGGCUGUACAUCGAGCAAGUCCGUCCGGUUGAGGGCCAGCAGUAGGCCAGUUCCAGGUCAGUGUUAGGUAGUUCACUUACUCGGAAGGGACGCAACACACAGGCAUACAGAGAGGUGUAGUUACAUUACUUCGUACUGAUUACGAAGAGAGGUGGUGGGUCUUGGUUGGGUGGUGGAUGGGUGGCUGCUGGGCGGGUUAGUUAAUUUUGUUUCGUUUUGUUAAUUGGUUACAGUUGGUCACUACAGGAGGUUCAGUUCCGACGGGUAGUUGUUGUCAUCAGGUAUUUUCACAGAUUGUCCAGGCUGGAUCAUGAGGAUGCAUCGGGGAUCAUCAGGAUUCGGAGGAUUGCGCGCUUGGAGAAGGCGGCAGGAUUAAAAUGUUUUGGCUCUAAAUUUCUAGUCUCAGUGGGGGGAGCGUUGAAGGUUCUAAUCCACAAUCGGUUGCUCAAAAUUCCUAAAACAUUCUCCUCCAGCUCUAAAGUUGCUGCUGUUUGUUCACGUUUUUUGUUCUGUUAAGUGUUCGAUGUGCUCUCGUGUCCCCCGUCCGGAUCCCCGCUCCCGUUCCGAUGAGUUGGCGUGCCAAGGAGGUUCCUCGCCGGUCCUGGGAGAAACAGAUGCGAGCGGAUGCCUGGCCCGGCCUGGCCGACCUGGAGCUCAUCGCUCAGACGUCAAGGAGCAGAGGAACGACUAGGAGGGAAGCCGCCACUCUCGGUGCUAGCAAGGCUGGCCAGGAACUGGACUGCGGGAAACGGUUCUGAGAGCAUCAUUAAACCGUUUUCUGCCAUGUUAAA